This is a messenger RNA of Aureobasidium uvarum, 552 nucleotides long. Lineage: Eukaryota; Fungi; Ascomycota; Dothideomycetes; Dothideales; Saccotheciaceae. The record is from the annotation of a GenBank genome assembly.
AUGGAGAACAUCUGGCACCACCGGCGCGUCGCCGAGACGGCUGCAAAGGGCUGCAUGGUCUGCUACAAGCCCUCGGCCAGCGUCCUCAUCACCCCCGACAGCAAGGACUUCUUCUACAUCUGCCCUUCGCAUCUCAAGGACCGCAACUUUGCCCUGCCGACCGACGACGAAGCCAAGGCCAUUGCCGACAGGAAGAAGAAAGAAGACCUGGACCGCGAGAUUGCUGCCGUCAAGAAGGAGUUUGACGAAAAGAUGAAGAAGAAGCAGCAGCAGAAGAAGGACAAGGCCAAGGACAAGGACACCAAAGACAAGGACAAGGACGACAAGGACGAGAAGGAGCGAGACGACAAGAUCAAGGCGCUGACCGACAAGGCCGACAGCUCGUCAGCGUCAAAGACAGGCACCGACGACGGCCCGCGUGUCUUUCAGCUGCAGAAGCACUUUUACAACAUGCGACUGGAGAAGAUGCGCAAUGCCGAAGCUGCAAAGCGCCAGAGGGAACGCCUGCGCAAUCCCUCUUUGUUUCCUUCGGUACCGUCUGGCAAUCCCUGA